AUGGAAGUUGUAAAAUCAAAUUUUAAAGAUUUGUUGCCGGAAAUUACAAAAGACAUCGAGGAAUCAUGUUUUAUCAGUAUUGAUUGUGAAUUUACAGGCAUUAACAGUGAGAGGAAUAUCAUGCCGUUUGAUUCUAGCAAGGAAUAUUAUGAAAAACAGUUGAAAACAUCAAAAGGAUUUAUAAUAAUUCAACUUGGAUUGACAAUGUUUAAAAAAGAUCCAGAAGAUGACUUGCCAAAGUUGAAAUCUUAUAAUAUCUAUACAUUCCCGAGUCAUCGAACUGCUACGUUUACCUGCCAAGCUGAAAGUCUCACAUUUUUGGGCAAUAAUGGAUUUGACUUCACAAAGUUGUUUACUAAUGGAAUAUCGUACUGCACAACAGCUGAAGAAGAAAAGUUGAGGUCAAAUUUGAAAGAAAAACAGGAACAGCGUAUGGAGCAAGUUAAAAAACGAAUAAGUAGUGAGGAACAAGACAUCUCAAGUAGAGUGUUUAUAAAUAUUCCUGAAAAUGAAAGAGAAUUUAUAAAUAAUGCACGAGAGCAGAUUAAACGAGUCGUAGACAAGACAUUGCUAGAAGCUGUAUUUGAAAAAGUAACGGCAUUUCAACGGAAGCUAUUGUAUGAAUUAAUUGAACAAGAUUUUUAUAACCAAGUGUCAACAUCCACAAAGAAUCUUGAAAAUAAUAAGAAAGCCUUAAUUGUAUCAGUCAAACGCUCAUCUGAAGAUGAAAUGAGGCUCGAAAAUGACAGGAUUAGAGAUGAUGAAAGGAAUCUUAUUGAUUCUAUUGGACUGCGUUUGAUCAUGAAAGAAAUAUCAGCAUCAAAGAAACUCAUAAUUGGACACAACUGCUUGCUUGACAUCAUGUAUUUAACAAAUCAAUGCUUUCAAGAAUUACCAGAGGAUUAUGAUGGCUUUAAGAAGUUAAUUCACGAGAAAUUUCCAUAUAUUAUGGAUACAAAAUUCUUAGCUAAUUCUGACAAAUUCAAGGAUAUAUUCUCAUCGACUGUACUUAAUGAUGUCUAUGAGCGCUUGUUGAAGAAACCAUUCAAUAAAGUUAAUGUAAAAUGGGAAGAUGAAUACAAUACAUACAGUCUCGAAACUCCAAAAGAGCAUGAAGCUGGCUAUGAUUCGUUCCUUACUGGCUACUGCUUUCUCGUCAUAUUAAAUCAUCUAAAAGUUCCACUGGCACCGAAGUUUGAAAAAAGUAAGGAAUUAGGUGCUUUCCUUAACCGUAUUGCUCUCCAGCGAAUUUUGAAUCCAUACAUCUACUUGACUGGAAAUGAGCCGAUUCCAAAUCGCAGUCAUGUAUUUUUCAUCAAGUUUCCACAUACUUGGGUUGGAUCAGACAUCCAUGAUCAUUUCAAAAAUUAUGGUAAAAUUCAAAUUGCUUGGGUUGACAAUUCAACUGCCUUCAUAUCACUCAUGAAUAGAGAAAAUAGCAGUUGUGUCAUCAAAACUAUCGGAAAAGCAGCUGGAUUUGACAUUAAGAGCUUCGCUGACUAUCAAACAGAGUCCGAACGAAUGCAAAAGAAACGCAAAAAGGAUGAAUCUUCGGACCAGGAAUCGAGCUUAAAGAGUGAUUCUCAGCCAAAGCAAAAACAUCUAGAAACUGAAUUUCAAAUAUUUGAAUCCAAAAACUGGACAAAAAACCAACUGAGGACAUUCCUUAGCAUAGCAUUUAUUAUAAUACUCAUUUUAUGUAUGCAGCAAUAUUUUAUUAAUCCAUAA
Messenger RNA from Chironomus riparius, 1728 nucleotides. The record is from the annotation of a GenBank genome assembly. Lineage: Eukaryota; Metazoa; Arthropoda; Insecta; Diptera; Chironomidae.